Cylindrotheca closterium is the source of this 1638-nucleotide messenger RNA. The record is from the annotation of a GenBank genome assembly. NCBI's taxonomy places the organism in Eukaryota, Bacillariophyta, Bacillariophyceae, Bacillariales, Bacillariaceae.
AUGGAAAAACUUAUAAUUAUUUCGUUGGCAUUAUUUGCCUUUGCUGACGCCGAUAACAAUUCUCGGGUCACACAAACAGUCACUCGAAAUCUCAGAGGAAGAGUGACAAUCACAAGCGAGCACUAUCCUGACAAGACCGAGGAGGGUCUCAAACAAGAAAAUCUAAGCAAAAAAACUCCACUCGUUGACCAUCCUCACAAGCCUAAUAAGCGCCAUGGUCACGCACUUGGACACUUGCAGAUGCACAAAAUGGCCAAAGAUGGACACUUGAAGCACGUCGACGUCGACUUGGAACAUUGGGAAGAACGAACCGACCUUACCGAUGACAUCAAGCACGAAAUUGAAGACUUCAUUGAAGAUCACGAAGAAGAAGUAUACGGCCAAGAAGAUAAGACGCCUCUUCAAACUCAUCACCAUGGCCAUGCACAUGGUCACUUGCACAUGCACAAAAUGGCCAAAGAUGGACACUUGAAGCACGUCGACGUCGACUUGGAACAUUGGGAAGAACGAAACGAUCUUACCGAUGACAUGGUGCACGAGAUUGAAGAUUUCAUCGAAGAUCACGAUGAGGUAGUACAUGGAUAUGAAGACGACGAGGGAAACACGACAUCUGAAGCUGUCGAAGAUCGUCGUCCCCAGGAAGAACGAGCAAACGAACGAUUAGAUCAUGAAGAUGUAAAGGAAGUGAUUGUUCUUCCGACAGGAAUGAACUACCACUACAAUCAAUCCUUGUAUGAUGAUCUGUUGACGGCACCAUUCGACAUUUACUCGGAAAUCUUUCAAGAUCUUCCAUUUGAUAGUGAAAGCUCCUUUCCCGUCUUUGCUAUACCUGGUUGGCAAAAGAGACUUGGGGUAUUUUCUUGCUUUGGUAAAGUUUCCGAAUCCUUCAUUUUUGAAAACUUGCAAUUUUUGCUCCAAUGGAAGGAUAUUCUUGGAGCGAGUGAUGGUGUCAGUAUGGACCUUUACGAAUACAUGACGACUCAUGAAUUUGAAGCCGAUUUGAUCAUUGCCAAGGGCCACAAGGGCGAGGGUAUCAUUCCACACUUGGCCCUUGUGAUUUCGUACUACCAAUUUGGAACCAAGAAGAAGGUACUGAUUCCCUUUGCUAGAAUUGGCGACUUCUUCGACGAUACUUCGGAAAAGCACUUGGCAGACGAGGAAGUGAAAGAAAUGGAACUGGAGGCCCUACAUGAAAUGAUCCAAUCGAAACGAUCAAACAGUACCUUGUUCUCUGACACCCAUCUUGCAGAAAGCACGGACCUAGCAGAAGGCUAUGCGACAGUAGAAGCACUGCACUUUCAAAAGCUUUUCCAACUAUUGAUCCGAAGAAGCUUCCUGUUCUCCUUUGGAUACGCCGAUUGCCUGAUGCAAGAUGAACCCGACAACCUUCGCAAAUGCCUAGAUGACACGUUCAUUGAUGUGGUCAAACUGGAAACAACAGUGAGAGGAGCUCUUGAUGACCAAGUUGUGGAAAUGAUUUCCAUUGUGAAUGAGAGAUCCCAUGUCCAGAACGUUGAGGCCUGCGUGUCGUUCCAAAACAAUAUGGGAUCCAUAUACGAAGCUGCCAGUUGUAGCAACAUGCUAGAACUUGGAUCCGUCGUUACAAUAAACAACCCCUUUCGAAGCCAGCUUCAAUAG